AAAGAUGCCUAAAGUCACCUUCUGCUCCAGGACCCUUCCCAGCAUCACCUCUCUUCUCAGGCUGAGACUGACCUUGGGGCCCAGAAGUUUCAACCAGGCAGAGAGCUCAAGGGACCAUGGGCCAGGGGUGGAGGAAGCCAGAGGGUGUCUGCACAUCUCCUAGAUGUGCAGCUCGUAGGGAAAGGAGAGGAAGGGGCCAAACCCACAGCAAGAAUGACGUGGGUCAGACUCUGACCAUUGGGGCUGUAUAGGCUGAGGCUGCCUCUUCCUGAACCCCUCGGGACAAUGACCGGUAGAUGCUGGCCCAGGUCUGGCGCCAUGCCCGGGCACUCGGAGCCCUAGGCCACACCCGGGCAGUGUGGGAGCAGCCCCUGCUCACUCCCGGGCUCACCCCCUCCCCACUGCCCACUGCCACGCCAUGGCUGGGGACCGGCUCCCUCGGAAGGUGAUGGAUGCCAAGAAACUGGCCAGCCUGCUGCGGGGCGGGCCCGGGGGCCCACUGGUCAUUGACAGCCGCUCCUUUGUGGAAUACAACAGCUGGCACGUGCUCAGCUCUGUCAAUAUCUGCUGCUCCAAGCUGGUGAAGCGGCGACUGCAGCAGGGCAAGGUGACCAUCGCAGAGCUGAUCCAGCCCACCUCACGCAGCCAGGUGGAGGCCACGGAGCCGCAGGACGUGGUGGUCUAUGACCAGAGCACAAGGGACGCCAGCGUGCUGGCCGCAGACAGCUUCCUCUCCAUCCUGCUCAGCAAGCUGGACGGCUGCUUCGACAGCGUGGCCAUCCUCACAGGGGGCUUUGCCACCUUCUCCUCCUGCUUCCCUGGCCUCUGUGAGGGCAAGCCUGCUGCCCUGCUGCCCAUGAGCCUCUCCCAGCCCUGCCUGCCCGUGCCCAGCGUGGGCCUGACCCGCAUCCUGCCUCACCUCUACCUGGGCUCCCAGAAGGAUGUCCUGAACAAGGUGCGUGCGCCGCCGGAGCCCAAAGCAGCUCCCAGGCUGGGCUGGGGGAAUGGCGGAUGCACACAGGAUCUGAUGACCCAAAACGGAAUAAGCUACGUCCUCAACGCCAGCAGCUCCUGCCCCAAACCUGACUUCAUCUGUGAGAGCCGCUUCCUGCGCAUUCCCAUCAACGACAACUACUGUGAGAAGCUGCUGCCCUGGCUGGACAAGUCCAUUGAGUUCAUCGAUAAAGCCAAGCUGUCCAGCUGCCAAGUCAUCGUCCACUGUCUGGCCGGCAUCUCCCGCUCUGCUACCAUCGCCAUCGCUUACAUCAUGAAGACCAUGGGCAUGUCCUCCGAUGAUGCCUACAGGUUCGUGAAGGACCGUCGCCCGUCCAUUUCGCCCAACUUCAAUUUCCUGGGCCAGCUGCUGGAGUACGAACGCAGCCUGAAGCUGCUGGCCGCCCUGCAGGGCGACGGGGCGUCCCACCCUGGGACCCCGGAGCCCCUCCCGGGCCCUGCCGCCCCACUGCCGCCGCUGCCACCACCUACCUCAGAGAGUGCUGCCACCGGGAGCGCAGCGGCCACCACCACCAGGGAGGGCGCACAGAUGGGGGGUGGGGAGACCCCCACCCCCGCCCCGGCCACCAGCGCGCUGCAGCAGGGCCUGCGUGGCCUGCACCUCUCCUCUGACCGCCUCCAGGACACCAACCGCCUCAAGCGCUCCUUCUCGCUGGACAUCAAGUCGGCCUACGCGCCGAGCCGGCAGCCCGAAGACCCCGGGCCCCCAGACCCCGGGGAGGCCUCCAAACUCUGCAAACUGGACAGCCCGUCGGGGGGCGUGCUGAGUCUGCCCUCCCCCAGCCCCGACAGCCCGGACGCGGCGCCGGAGCUGCGCCCCAGGCUCCGCCGGCGGCCCCGGCCCCUAGCCGGCUCCCCGGCGCCGGGCCUCGGCCUGAACUUCGGUGACGCCGCCCGGCAGACUCCGCGGCUCGGCCUCUCGGCCCUGUCGGCGCCCGGACUGCCCGGCCCUAGCCAGCCGGCCGGCCCUGGCGGCUGGGCGCUGCCGCUCGACUCCCCGGGCACGCCGUCCCCCGACGGGCCCUGGUGCUGCAGCCCCGAGGGCGCGCAGGGCGCGGGCGGCGCGCGGUUCGCACCCUUCGGCCGGGCCAGCGGGCCCGGCGCGGGAGGCGGCGAGCUGCGGCGGCGGGAGACGGCGAGGCCCGAGGCCCGGGACGCGAGGACCGGCUGGCCCGACGAGCCGGCCCCGGAGACGCAGUUCAAGCGCCGCAGCUGCCAGAUGGAGUUUGAGGAGGGCAUGGUGGAGGGGCGCGCGCGCGGCGAGGAGCGGGCCGCCCUGGGCAAGCAGGCCAGCUUCUCGGGCAGCGCGGAGGUCAUCGAGGUGUCCUGACCGCAGCCGGAAGCGGCCCCUCCGCGGGGACCCGGCGCCCCCAGCCCUUCCGCUGCCCUCGGCUGGGCCCGCUAUAAAUACAUAUUAUAUAUAAUGCAAUGAAAGGUAAAUGGUUUUACUGCGAUUUUUAUCGAGAAGUAAAUAUUUCAAUUUUUUAUUUA
Kogia breviceps (pygmy sperm whale) is the source of this 2505-nucleotide messenger RNA. NCBI's taxonomy places the organism in Eukaryota, Metazoa, Chordata, Mammalia, Artiodactyla, Physeteridae. The record is from RefSeq and is a predicted model, not a curated record.